AUUUGCAACAUGUCAAUAGCUACUUGUGCUUCGCAGGUGGACGGCACGGAAAAGUAGAUUGGAAAGCACGGUCUUUAGUAUUGUGGUGGAUAUUCCAGAUAUCAUUCCAUAUGUGAUUAGCACCAUAACAGUUUUUAUGUGAAAUUUAUUAUGGAAUCGCAGGAUGAGAGUGCUCCAUUGAGCAAUGAACCACUGUACAAUCCACAUCUACUCCAGAGACUUGACAUGGCUAAAUGUAAAACAAGGUUUGAUCCACCCAUUUCUCCAAAUCAGCCAGGUGAAGGUCUGAUUAUGCGGCCUCUUUGCCCAGCAGAUUAUGACAAAGGCUUUGUUCAACUGCUGUGCCAGCUCACCAAGGUCGGUGAAGUCUCCAGGAACCAGUUUCUCAGACGCUAUGCAACAAUGAAGGAAUGCCCCAACACAUACUAUGUGACAGUCAUUGAGGACAUGACAACAAGUCAGAUUGUGGCCUCUGCUACACUGGUUGUGGAACAGAAGUUCAUCCAUGAUUGUGCAGUGAGGGGUCGCCUGGAGGAUGUGGUGGUAAGCGAUGACUAUCGUGGGAAGCAGCUUGGAAAACUGAUCAUCACAGUCGUCACACUGCUUGCCCAGCAUCUGAACUGCUACAAAAUCACGCUCGACUGUAAGGACACGAUGAUUCCAUUCUACAGCAGACUAGGUUACAAGCUUGAGCCAUGCAGCUCCAACUACAUGCAGAUCCGCUUUGAGAAUUCCUGACAGUCAAAGCUGUGAGGUGCUGCAGGCAGCAUUCUCUUGUGGCAGCUUCUGUGACAAUGAGUUCCUGUACCCUGAUGCCAUAUUCAUCUCUGAAAUUAUUCAGAGGAUUUCAAUUAAAUUUGAUAUUAAGAGUUAUAUACCAAAAGCAGUUACUGUGUAUGAAUUUCAUUUGAUCUGUACUCAGCUGCAAUACCCCUACUUUAUAUGAAGCUCAAAUUUUACCUCUGUCAAAUUGUACAUAAGUGUAGACCUAAGUGUGAUCUAUACAGUUUAUAUUUAUCUAAUUACAGGCAAAAAUUGUGUAUGUUUGAAAUAUAGUUGUACUGCAGUGGAUUAUACAUUUCAUAUGAGUUGAAAUUUCACACAGUCUGUGGUUGUUGAUCACUGUGCUCUUGUAAUUUUGAGGAAGACCAUAGCCUCUGUUCACCAAUGGGAACCUGCAGAUGUCCUAGUCUGAAGUGCUUUACAAAGGAAUGAAUAUGCCAAUUGAUAUUGACUGUUGUAGGAUUGUUACCCUGUUCAGGUGUGGAUGAUGUUUACAGUGUUUCAAAGGUACAUACUGCAUCCAUUUUUGGGGUCGAAGUGUGAAUGGAGGUUUGGUUGGUGAGAUUCUGUGUAUAUUUAUACACACUUAGGUCAAAACUAGAAAGAACAUGUUAUGGUAUUUUGGGAUGUGACACUGUUUAGCUUGGUAGAUGGAUAUCAACAUUUUGGAGGAAUGUGUUACCUCCAAUCUUGAGGGUAUACGAGGUGUGUUCAAAAAAUGACGGGAAUUUCCGUAUUUUGGAAAAAAUAUUUAUUCAUUCGUCUACAUUAAUGUUGUCGCCUUCAAAAUAGUCCCCAUUCGAUAUUAUGCACUUACGCCAGCGCUUCUUCCAAU
Molecule: messenger RNA, 1618 nt
Organism: Cryptotermes secundus
Lineage: Eukaryota; Metazoa; Arthropoda; Insecta; Blattodea; Kalotermitidae
Gene: Gnpnat
Product: probable glucosamine 6-phosphate N-acetyltransferase
Exons: 6
Coding region: 151-738 (195 amino acids)
Biological process (GO): UDP-N-acetylglucosamine biosynthetic process
Cellular component (GO): endoplasmic reticulum; Golgi apparatus; endoplasmic reticulum-Golgi intermediate compartment
Molecular function (GO): monosaccharide binding; glucosamine 6-phosphate N-acetyltransferase activity
Source: RefSeq, a predicted model, not a curated record